Molecule: messenger RNA, 3278 nt
Organism: Pistacia vera
Lineage: Eukaryota; Viridiplantae; Streptophyta; Magnoliopsida; Sapindales; Anacardiaceae
Product: G-type lectin S-receptor-like serine/threonine-protein kinase At2g19130
Exons: 1
Coding region: 653-3097 (814 amino acids)
Biological process (GO): protein phosphorylation; recognition of pollen
Molecular function (GO): ATP binding; protein serine/threonine kinase activity
Source: RefSeq, a predicted model, not a curated record
UAUAGAUCUCGGUUACUGAAAUAUCUAUUUUUCUACUUAAAAUUUGUUGCAGCCAUGCAUACCAGAACAAUUCAUGGUUUGCGCUUUCUCUUCUUUUCAUGUGCUUCUCUCUCAAAACUUAUGUCGCUUUUGGCGCUGAUACCAUCUCUGCAAACCAAACUCUCGUCGUGAUGAAACUAUUGUCUCUGCCGGUGGAGACUUUGUAUUAGGCUUCUUCAAGCCAGGUAAAGCCUUCAAACUACUAUUUAUGCAUGUGGUAUGGUAAAGUGUCUGCACAAAAUGUAGUUUGGGUGGCAAAUAGAGACAAUCCAAUUUCUGAUAAAUAGUCUUCAGUUUUAAGAAUCUCAGAUGGUAAUUUAGUCCUUUUCAACGAGGCCCAAGUGCCAAUUUGGUUCACGAAUCUGACCUCUACCUCCACAAGUUCUCUAGAAGCAGUUCUUCUAGAUGAAGGAAAUCUUGUAUUGAGAGAGUUGUCUGGUAAUUCAUCAACAUCAUUAUGGGAAAGUUUUAAGAAUCUCAGUGAACAAUGAUUGUUUAGAAAUAUGUGACUUGUUCUGUCUAAUUUCACAUGUUUGCAAACAUUAUAUGUACUAUAUAGUUUUUUUUUUUUUCUUGAAUUUCUAUCUUUGACUGCACAGAAUUUGUUGCAGCCAUGGAUAUCAAGUACAGACCAGGGUUGACGAUUUCUUUUCUUUUCAUGUACUUCUCUCUCAAAUCCCAUGUCUCUUUUGUAGCUCACUCUAUCUCUGCAAACCACUCUCUCUCUGGUGAUCAAACUAUUGUCUCUGAAGGUGGGGUCUUUGAAUUAGGUUUCUUCAAGCCAGGUAAUUCUUCAAACUACUAUAUAGGUAUGUGGUACCAUAAAAUAUCUGAACAAACCAUAGUUUGGGUUGCAAAUAGAGAUAAACCAAUUUCUGAUAGAUAUUCCUCGGUUUUAAGAUUCUCUGAUGGUAAUUUAGUUCUUUUGAACGAGUCCAAAUUAACAAUUUGGUCCACAAACUUGACCUCCACCACCAAUACUUCCACCGAGGCAGUUCUUCUGGAUGAGGGGAAUCUUGUUUUGAGAGAUUGGUCUUCUAAAUCGUCCAUGCCGUUAUGGCAAAGUUUUGAUCAUCCAACCCAUACAUGGCUUCCUGGUAUGAAGUUUGGGCGUAACAAGCGCACCAAAGUGAACCAGCUUCUCACUGCAUGGAAAAAUAAAGAAGAUCCUGCACCUGGUCUCUUCUCUCUUGAACUAGAUCCUGCUGGUUUGGAUCAGUAUCUUAUAGUGAGGAAUCAGUCUGAAGAGUACUGGACUAGUGGAAUAUGGAAUGGAAUAAAUUUCGCCAUGAUUCCUGAAAUGAUAUCACAUCAUAUGUUCGAUUUCAACUAUGUUUCGAAUCAGAACGAAAGCUAUUUCACUUAUUCCGUGGCAGGCACCAUUAUAUCUCGAUUAAUAAUUGAUAGUUCUGGGCAGAUGAUGCAACUUUAUUGGUUGGAGUCUAACAAGGCUUGGUUUCAGUUUUGGGCUCAACCUAGACAACCUUGCGAGGUCUACGCUUAUUGCGGUGCAUUUGGCAGCUGCAAUGAGCAAAGUCAGCCGUUCUGUUCUUGUUUGCAAGGUUUUCAGCCAAAAUCAGAGCAUGAUUGGAACUUGCAGGAUUAUUCUGGUGGUUGUCAGAGGAAAUCACAACUGCAGUGCGAAAAUAGCAGUCUUGUCAAUGGAAAGAGUGACAGAUUUAUGGCAACGACUAUCAAGGAUUUGCCUAAACAUCUGCAAUUUGCCCCAGUAGCCAACAUUAAGCAAUGUGAAACGAGCUGCUUAAAUAACUGCGCUUGUACUGCUUACGCUUAUGAAAACAACCAGUGUUCAAUUUGGAUUGGUAGUCUCUUGAAUCUGCAACAACUUGCAGUAGGUGAUACAGACGGAAAAACUAUUUACAUCAAGAUUGCAGCAUAUGAGUUUUCAAGUCCCAGGAAUGACGAUAGAAAAUUCAUUGAUGGUGGUGUUGGCUCAGCGGCUUUCGUACUUCUCCUAGGCCUUGUUGUGGUUGCAUACUUGAGAUGGAAAAAGAGAACUUUUAAAACAACGAAAGCAAUGGAGGGCUCGUUGGUGGCGUUUUCAUACAAAGAAUUGCAGAAGGCGACAAAGAACUUUUCGGAGAGAUUGGGUGGAGGAGGUUUUGGCUCUGUUUUCAAAGGGGUGCUGCCUGAUUCAAGUGUCAUAGCUGUGACGAGGCUUGGAAGCAUCAGCCAAGGGGAGAAGCAAUUCCGGACAGAAGUCACCACAAUAGGAAAUAUCAAUCACGUCAAUCUAGUUCGGCUUCUAGGAUUCUGCUCUGAAGGUACAAAGAGGUUGUUAGUCUAUGAAUACAUGCCAAAUGGUUCUUUAAAUUCCGUUCUCUUCCAUGAAAAGGGCUCAAAAAUUCUUGAUUGGAAAACAAGAUUCAGAAUCGCGCUGGGGUCAGCCAGAGGCUUAGCUUAUCUCCAUGAAAAAUGCAGAGACCGCAUCAUACACUGUGACAUAAAGCCUGAAAACAUUUUAUUAGAUGCUGAAUUUGGUCCAAAAGUGGCAGAUUUUGGCCUGGCAAAACUUAUUGGGCGGGAGUUUAGCAGAGUCCUAACAACCAUAAGAGGGACAAGAGGUUAUCUUGCGCCAGAAUGGAUUUCAGGAGUUGCCAUUACAGAUAAAGCUGAUGUUUAUAGCUACGGGAUGACGCUUUUUGAACUUGUAUCAGGAAGGAGAAACUCUGAGCAAUUUGAUAGUGAAAAUUCGAAAUUCUUCCCAACUUGGGUCGCUAGCGCAAUAACUGAGGGUGUUAAUGUCCUCAACUUGUUAGAUACUAGGCUGGAGGGCAAUGCUGAUAUAGAAGAGCUCUUAAGAAUAUGUAGAGUGGCUUGUUGGUGCAUCCAAGAUGAUGAAACUCAAAGGCCAUCAAUGGGUGAAGUAGUUCAAAAGCUUGAGGGGGUUUUGGACGUGACGCAGUCUCCAAUUCCAAGAUCUAUCCAAGCAUAUUCUCACUACCAGGACCACAUAAUUUUCUUCACGGCCUCAUCCUCAUCCUCAAACCAGAGUCCGCAUUCACAGAAUAAUAAUCCUUCAGCUGCUUCAUCGUAGGCCACAUCAUCGACACGUAAUUUUGGCUUCAGGUGGGUCAGCUAAUUACUCAAAAAUAAUAUAUAUUUGUAUUUCAGAUAAUGUAACCUCCUACAGCUAUGUUUUAUAAGCAUUCACUGCAGUGUAUGCCCAGAAAAAUCUGGCUCAUGUGGAAAGAGUUUUAUGUUAACAUAGAGUUUGA